CUUUCAGCUGGCCACUCUUCUCCUCUUUACCCUGGUUUACAUAAAAAUCGCGCAAUCCUCGAGCCUUGAACUCCAUCUAUCCGAGUGUUUCGACCUCGAAUCUUCAUUCAUACUCGCACCGUCUAUCAUGGCUCCAUUUUCUAAACGCAGGCUUUUUCGGAAGAUCUUUCGAAGAGAAUUGCCAAACUUACCUGAGACGGGUAGUCCGGGAGAGAGCUCGCUCAGCCGCCCUUCUACACUGUACAAAAAUCAACCGCCUACCGUAACUCGAGAUAGCCACUCUCUGCCUGUUACUUUAGCCUCUCAAGAUCAAAUUAUAAGAAAUAGGCUUGGGGAGGAUGUCUCUGAUUCAAGAUCGUCGCUAGGGAAUAUCGGGCUCCAGCUUUUCAGUACCGAACAUUUGAGCCAAGACAAAGUCAAGGUGAUCAAAUCGAAGUUGGAGGACGCCACAGAAAGGCUCAAUAACACAAUUAUCGAGCAUGAAAGACGUAAUAACACAAUUAUCGAGCAUGAAAGACGUAAUAAAAACCAAGGAGUUGAGUUUGAUACUGAGGAUAUGAUAAAGGCUAUGCAGAAAGCUGGCACUUCACCAGAAUCCGGGAUAGUGUUCGGGGAGUAUAUUGAAGGAGUUGUGGCCAGACAACGGUUCCUACGAGACGAGACGACACGUGGGAAAUUAACACACUAUGCAGCGAAGCUAUACCCCGUCACUAGAAUGGUUCUCGGGGUCGUUUCCUUCAGUGCGGAUGCUGCAUCUUUUUCACCCGUGAAAAUCGCCGCCAACGGCUUGCAGCUAGUUCUUUCGGCUGCCAUGGACGUGCACGAGCAGGGAGAAGAUAUUAUACAACAAUUAGAAGCGUUGAAUGACUAUGGGCCAUUUCUCGAGAAUCUCCGCGAACUCGAUAAUAGUUCCCAACUGGUAGAACGAGCAUGCGAAUUCCUAAUAGAGACUACCAACUUCCUAAAUGCGAGCCUAGAGCAUUUAGACAAAUCAACACUUCGUAAAGCAGUCAGCGAGUCGUGGGUUAUGAGUAAGGAAUCAUUUGAAAGUGCUCGCAAGAGGUUAGACGAGCAAGUUGAAAGAGACAUGCAAAUCAACCUCUUCAAAUGGAUCAAGCAGAACAAAGACGAUAGGAUUCUGACCUCCAUAUCAGUGGAUACAUCCUAUAGAGAGAAGCAGCAACAAUAUUCAGCCCGGCGAAUGCCCAAUAUAGGGCAAUGGGUAUUGGACAAUGAGAACUUCAGGGAGUGGAGGGAAUGGGAAAGGGAACGUCCAACUGAUAACGCCAGAGUCUUGUGCUGUACUGGAUUGCUUUAGCUGGGGCUGGAAAGACAUUUAUUGCGUCUCAAAUUGUGACACAUCUCGAGGAAAGAAGACUUAGAAAUGCUUUCCAAAACCCCAAGGACAAAAUUGGCAUUGCCUA
This is a messenger RNA of Daldinia loculata, 1424 nucleotides long. RefSeq lists its product as uncharacterized. NCBI's taxonomy places the organism in Eukaryota, Fungi, Ascomycota, Sordariomycetes, Xylariales, Hypoxylaceae. The record is from RefSeq and is a predicted model, not a curated record. Bases 128 to 1318 code for a protein of 396 amino acids. The transcript has 4 exons.